AUGCCAGCCAGGCAUUCUAAAGUAGGCAAGAACAGAAAGGAUGAGUACUAUCGGCUGGCCAGGGAGGCUGGGUACCGUUCUCGUGCGGCAUAUAAAUUGAUUCAGCUCGAUGCGCAGUACGGUUUUCUUAGUAGCACCAAGUGUCUUAUCGAUCUCUGUGCCGCCCCAGGCAGCUGGUCGCAGGUUGCUGCUAUGAAGAUGCCUGUUGGUAGCCUCAUUGUCUCUGUUGAUUUAGACCCCAUCAAGCCUAUCAAUGGUGUCGUUUCCUUCUGUUCUGACAUUACAACCGCUGCAUGCCGCAACGCACUAACUGAGAAACUGAAGGGGUGGGCUGUUGAUACUGUCAUCCACGAUGGAGCGCCGAACAUGGGGACAGCAUGGGGUGUUGACGCCUUCGGGCAGAAUACACUUGUUCUUGCUGCUUGCAAGCUAGCAACAGAAUUUCUGCGCAUGCACGGCACCUUCAUCACCAAGAUUUUUCGAAGUGCAGACCACGAUGCCCUCCUGUAUGUGUUGCGCCAGCUCUUUGAGAAAGUAGAGAUUACAAAGCCAAGGGCGUCCCGCGAUAAUUCUUCCGAAUGCUUUGCUGUUUGCUUACGCUAUAAAAAUCCCAAGGAGAUUGAUGGACGCUUUUUUGACCCUAACCAUGUCUUUAAAAAUUACACCGGCAUACAGCAGCAAUCCGACAAGGAAAGCAUGUACAAUGCUGCCCUCCGCUCAUCCAGCAAAACCAGUUCGUCUCUCAAGCAGUUGGCGGAGGACCUUAGCCACACCGCAAGGCACAGGACCGGCUACUCUGAUGAGCGUGGGGGUGGCCUUUACAUGCAGAUACCUGUGUUGGAUUUCCUUAUGCAUCCGUCUCCAAUAACGUUACUCGCUAAGUAUUCCGUGAUUUCCUUUGAUAAGGAUGUCAAGGGGAAUCCAAAGUUUCAGCACCUCUAUGGAGACAUUAAAAGGGGAGAACAAGUGAAGGACCCGAGCAUUAAGUUUAACCACCGCGUGGUGGAUACUUGGGAUGAAUAUACGCGGCUGCAACACGAGGUUAUGGCGCACGUGGCAACCACAGAUGAAAUCAAGUACUGCUGCCAAGACGUCCGGAAUAUGAAUAAUAAGGACUUUAGAAAACUUCUCAAGUGGCGUGAGAAGGUUAUAGCUCACAUUUGUGAGAUAACCGUUCCUGUGGAAAUCCCGAAGAGCGCCCCGACUCUUGAGCAGCUUGAGGCGCUUCCGGCAUACUCUAGCGACGAGUUUCUCCAGUUGACACCUGAACAGCAAGCACACCUACAGGAGCAAUACCUGCAGCGUGAGAAGCUGCGGAAAGAGCGUCGUGAACUGCAGCGAGCUGAGCGAAAGAUGGCCAAAGAUCAGGCACGACAGCUUAAAAGCAAGUCACAGGUAGAUGACCUUGCAGAGACGGCUGAUUCUGUAACUCUCAGAAAGCUCUUCACAAUGGAAAAGUAUCAGGUUGUCUGCAAGGCCCUCCGACUCUUUGAUUCUCGCCUUCUUCUUUCGGCACUACAGUCUGUCAAUUCAGAAGAAGCAAAGGCAGAUCUUUUUCAGAAUAUCAGUGAUGAGGAAAAGGAGGAGGCUCUUAAGCGUAUGGAGCAGAUUGCUAGGGGCGGAGAAGGAGAGUUCGACGAGGUUUCGCUAACUCUUCUGAGGCGUGCAGGUGCCAUUCUGAAGAGAGGUGACGGCGAGGCGGAAUUGAUACCUGGGCUUGAAGAAGCGAUUCAGCGUUCUGAUGCAACUAGUGUUCUCUCAGCUCUGCAGAAAAACCGUGAUCUAAAGCUGAAAGAGGGACCAGGCUCUGAUACAGAAACCAGUAGCGAUGAUUCGGAUGAGGACCCAGAGGCCGCUCGGGAGAGGUACUUAGCGUAUGUAGAUAGUAAUGCGGACUACUGGUAUGAUCAAAUGCUCAAAAAAAGGGAUGAGCUUGAACGAAGAAUGCGUGAAAAGGAAGAAACAUAUCGUAAGGCGAAGGGAAUCGUCCUCGAUGAAGAUAUCAAUGCGAAGAGGGUAGAUGAUGAGAACCUUGCAGGCAAAUCCGAGUUAGCGGAGCGAUGGUAUUCUAAUGAAGCCUUUUCAGAGCAGCCUGGUAUCGAUAGACUGCAUAACAUCAACGGACCCGAGGCACAGGAUGCCGGUACUGCAGACGAUGAGUACUGGAAUAGCUUCCCGCUUCCUCGUGAUUACCUGGACAAGACCGCAGCGCACAACAAGCGCAUAAAAGAGAUUGCAAAGCAGCAGAGGGAAGAGGCAUACAGGCAGGCCAAGCUGGCCAAGCUCAGCAGAGAGGUAGACGCAGAAAACAGUGUGUUUCCUGGUCUCAAGCAGCAGAUCCAACUACUCCCAGUUCACGAGGUAGAGGAGGGCCAGUCUCCGGACGAGCAGCUAACGUCAGGGAGCCAACAGAAGCCUGGUUCAAACAAGCAUGUAGUAGGCAUCAAGACAGAAGCGGCACGGUUAGGGUACUCAGCAGAUCGUGUAACUAUUACCAGUGGUGACGUAGGUGACACAGGAGACGUACAUACCAGUGGGUCAGACACAGAUCUCAGCGAGGAAACGUCGGACGACAUGUUCGUAGGUGACAAAAAGGAAAAGGACACAGCUCUUCUCAAGGAUCCACACAACCAGGCCCUGAAGCUUGCACUCGUGCAGAAGAUGACGACCAAAAAGGGGAAGGAGGCGAUUAUACAUUCCUCAAUUAAUCGCUUCUCUUUCUAUCGUGAUGAAGACCCGCGUACACUCCCCCGCUGGUUUGUCGAUGAUGAAGAGCGGAAUUGCAAGCCAGAAGUGCCGCUCACUGCAGAAGAGAUACAGCUUCAGAGAGCACGCGUUGAGGCUCUCAACGCCAGGCCAAUCAAGAAAGUCCGGGAGGCCCUUGCUAGAAAGCGCAUGCGGGCUUACUCGCGCCUGAAGCAAUUGACCACCAAGGCGGACACACUGGCUGCACGAACCGACAUCAGCGAGCGAGAAAAGGUGACCAUAUUAGAAAAGGCUGCUGCAAAGAUGCACAGGCGAGAAUCUAAGACGAAGAAGCGUGUCAUUUUAAGUAACCGCAACAAGGUUGGUGCGCUAUCUAGCGCGGGCCGUCGCGACAAGCGGGGAGUUAAGCACAUCGAUCGGCGAAUGAAGAAGGAUCUCCGAAAGGGCCACGCAUUCGAGGGCGGAGUUGGCAAAAAAGCAAUGAAGAAGCAGGGUCUCGUCAAUGCAGCCUUAGGCAAAUUUAAGGCGAAGCAGAAAAAGCGGCAUUGA
Molecule: messenger RNA, 3255 nt
Organism: Giardia duodenalis
Lineage: Eukaryota; Fornicata; Diplomonadida; Hexamitidae
Product: putative FtsJ cell division protein
Exons: 1
Coding region: 1-3255 (1084 amino acids)
Biological process (GO): maturation of LSU-rRNA from tricistronic rRNA transcript (SSU-rRNA, 5.8S rRNA, LSU-rRNA); maturation of 5.8S rRNA from tricistronic rRNA transcript (SSU-rRNA, 5.8S rRNA, LSU-rRNA); rRNA methylation
Cellular component (GO): nucleolus; preribosome, large subunit precursor; nucleus
Molecular function (GO): rRNA (guanine) methyltransferase activity; rRNA (uridine-2'-O-ribose)-methyltransferase activity
Source: RefSeq, a predicted model, not a curated record